AUGGAUCGCUUCAAGGAAGCAAUGGACGGGCUUCAAGCAUUCAUCCGUCAAAAGGAGCAAGAGGAAGUCCAAAGAACAUAUGAAGCUAUCGAGGCUAACCUUGCCAAAAUUAAAGCCAACUUAGACUCAUGGGAUUCAUACCAUAGACAAAACAUCUCCAUGGAUGAAUGUGAGAAAUCAACCGAAGAGUGGAGUAUGAAAGAGAUUUUAGAAUCCCAACAUGAGGACAAGGAAAUGGAGUAUGUUGUGCAAAAAGUGGAGGAGGAAGAGAUUGUUGAUAAAGAAGAAAUAGUUGAAAAUUUAGGGGAGGUUGAACAAGAGGGGAGCUAUAUCAUUGAAGACAACUCUACAUCAAGUGACAAUGGUGAUCUUGUUGAAACUUCUUCCACGAGAUGUGAAACCGAUAUUGAGGAGGAAUGUGAACAACUUCCAAUACAUAUUUUGAUUAAUGAGAAAGAGUUGGAAGAAGUUAGCAAACAAGAGGAGAUUGAAGAAAGUUGUCAAAAGAUGGAAGUCAUCAAGGAGGAGUCAAAGGAAGUGGAGCUUACAAUGUCAAGACCAUUGGAUAUCUUCCUUGCUAUGUCACCAUCCAAAUUACAAGUUGAAUGGGUAACCAUCUCAUCCUUUAAUUUCCUUGGCCCAUAUCAAUAUGCAUUGUUAAAAACGGAUGGUCAACUUAGAGCUAUGUGUGGGUUAGAAAGUAGAAAAGUAUUGGCCAGUUGGGUGUUGGUUGGCAACAAGAAUCAAGGUGCAUAG
Messenger RNA from Arachis ipaensis, 756 nucleotides. The record is from RefSeq and is a predicted model, not a curated record. Lineage: Eukaryota; Viridiplantae; Streptophyta; Magnoliopsida; Fabales; Fabaceae.